Messenger RNA from Lasiodiplodia theobromae, 207 nucleotides. Its product is annotated as 40s ribosomal protein s28. Gene Ontology annotation, biological process: ribosomal small subunit assembly; translation; maturation of SSU-rRNA. NCBI's taxonomy places the organism in Eukaryota, Fungi, Ascomycota, Dothideomycetes, Botryosphaeriales, Botryosphaeriaceae. Gene Ontology annotation, cellular component: ribosome; cytosolic small ribosomal subunit. The record is from RefSeq and is a predicted model, not a curated record. Bases 1 to 207 code for a protein of 68 amino acids. The transcript is spliced from 3 exons. Gene Ontology annotation, molecular function: structural constituent of ribosome.
AUGGAGAGCGCCAAGGUUCCCGUCAAGCUCGUCAAGGUCACCCGCGUCCUCGGCCGCACCGGCUCCCGUGGCGGUGUGACCCAGGUCCGCGUCGAGUUCAUGGACGACACCACCCGCAGCAUCAUCCGUAACGUCAAGGGCCCUGUCCGUGAGAACGACAUCCUCUGCCUUCUCGAGUCCGAGCGUGAGGCCAGGAGGCUCAGGUAA